This is a messenger RNA of Leguminivora glycinivorella, 1936 nucleotides long. RefSeq names its product 4-coumarate--CoA ligase 1-like. The record is from RefSeq and is a predicted model, not a curated record. Gene Ontology annotation, molecular function: long-chain fatty acid-CoA ligase activity. Gene Ontology annotation, biological process: long-chain fatty acid metabolic process; fatty-acyl-CoA biosynthetic process. The transcript is spliced from 9 exons. Bases 98 to 1705 code for a protein of 535 amino acids. Lineage: Eukaryota; Metazoa; Arthropoda; Insecta; Lepidoptera; Tortricidae.
UUAUCUGUUACCAAUCGUGCUCACCACCCUACUGCUACUUUUUAUCUGUUGCCUAGAUAGCGUGAUCACAAAAAAAACUUUUUUUUUUUUAAAUAUAAUGUCUUCGAUGUUUAAGAAUAAUCUUUACGUAUAUGGCGAUGAAAAUAUUCCAGUUCCCUCACAUUUGAAUUUCGGCAAAUAUAUAUUCGAUUGUAUAAAAAAAUAUUGCAAAAGUAAUGAAGUAGCAUUGGAAAACUCUCUUUCCGGGGAGAAAAUUUCAUACAAGGAUUUGAUUGAGUAUGCAGUGAAUGCUGCUGUUUUCCUGAAAGAUUUGGGAGUGGAAAAUGGACAAACUGUCGGUAUCGGCAGUGAAAAACGAAUACAGUUCUUUUCCACCGCCUUGGCUGUGGUGUUUACUGGCGCAACUUAUACUCCGCUUGAUUUAGACACUGGGAGAGCGGUCUUAGAGCAUAAGCUGAAUUUAUCUAAGCCUAAAUAUUUCAUAUGUUCUCAAAUAUUUUGGGAAACAUAUCAGGAUAUUUUAAAAGAAUGUGAUUUCAUUCAACACUUGAUCUGUUUUGAUGAAAAUGACGAUAUAAAAGUAUCGUUAAAGACGCUGCCGAAAGUGGCAGAUGUGGCCAAUUUUGAUCCUCCUGCAGUACAGGGUCAAACAGAUACCGCAGUCAUUAUGUAUUCCUCGGGCACCACCGGCAUGCCAAAGGGAGUCCAACUCACGCAUUUAAACUUUAUUUUGAACUGCCAGCCAUAUGGUUUCGAGGACGAGUCUAUGAAAACUAUGUUUAUAAUAGGAGAAUGGUUUCACGUUUACGACACAUUGCUGACAUAUAUGUAUUUGACUCUCGGGAGAAAAAUUGUGUUUGUAGACGAUUUUACCUCUGAAAAUAUGAUGAAGGCUAUUCAGAUAUGCAAGGUUGAUCUGGCUAUGUUAGUGCCGUCUCUCGUUGGCUACAUGGUCAAAUCAGACCUAGCAAUAGAACAGUAUGACCUGAGUUCAUUAAAGUUCAUAUUUAGUCGUGCAGCUCCUCUAGGCAGUCAAACAAUUGAUUUUCUCAAAAAAAGAUUGCCGACACUAAGGGACGUAAUACAAGUAUAUGGCAUGACUGAGUCUGGCUGCUUUACAUCAGAGAGAUUUGGUGUCAAAGGACCCAAAAGUGGAAGUGUUGGUGCGGUUUAUCCCGGAAUAACUUUGAAGGUAAUGGAUCCAAAAACGGGCGAAACCCUAGGAGCCAAUCAGCGCGGAGAAAUACGUGUGCGCGUUGGCCCUCUUUUCAUGAAGGGUUACAUUGGAAUGGAUCGGGCAACGUAUAUUGACGAAGAUGGCUUCUUUUCAACUGGAGACUUGGGAUAUUACGAUGAAGACAAAUACUUUUAUAUCGUCGGCAGACUUAAAGAGAUUAUAUUCUAUGAUGGAUAUAAGACGGCCCCAUCGGAGCUUGAGACUAUCCUGGAGCAACAUCCGGGCGUGCGCGAGGCGGGUGUCGUGGGCAAGCCGGCAGGAGACAUCGGGGAAGACCCGGUAGCCUUCAUUGUCCGACAGCCUGGCACUAACGUCUCUGAGCAGGAGCUCAUAGACUACAUAGCUACAGCGGUACCGCCUUACAUGCAUCUGAGAGGCGGCGUCAUAUUCGUUCCAGUAAUACCCAGAAACCAGACGGGGAAAAUCAUACGUCGUCGAUUAAUGGAAAUGUUGAAAGCAGGGCAAUAAAUUAAUACAAAAUAAAUACUAUAUCCUCUAGCCACCUGUAAAAGUUUUUUCAGUUCCAAUAUUUUUUACUUACUUAUAUGUAUAUAAAAAAUAGGUUGCUAGAGUAUAAUAUAAAUAGUUAAGUAAUGUAGUUACUUUAUUUAUUUGGUAUUACAUAUUGUACCUACUUAUUUCAUAAUUAUAAUGAUGUCACAAUCCCAACAAUAAAAUUCAUCACUUUCAUCACGUUUA